AUGAAUGACGCAACAGUUGAAAAAAUUCUCACACAAAUGCAAAAGAAUAAAGACGAACUGAAGAACACAAUACUCGCUAGUGAAACGAGAUUAUUGGUGGAAAUUGAGAACUUGAAGAGCAAAAUAACUGCUGUUGAGUUGGAAAACGAACAUCUUAAAAAUAGGGUCGAAUUAUUAGAGAGAAAUUCUAGAGAGGCUAACAUAGUAUUGUUUGGAUUAGACAAGGAACCUAAGGAUAUCACUAGUGAAUUCGUUAUUGAGAGACUUAACGGAUUGUUAGACACAAAUAUUAGGAAAUCCCACCUGAAUAACAUCCUAUGUCUGGGAAGAUCAAAAAAUUGUCCAGUGAAAGUUGAAUUUGUGUCUUAUCUCAAGAAGAGGGAAAUAUUCCGUAACGUGAAGAAUCUGAGGGGAACUGGCAUAUAUAUCGAGAAUGAUCUUACUGAGGCCCAGCGUGAGGAGCAGAAAAUAUUGAGGAGAUAUCUACGUCUUUGGAGGGGAGAGGGAAAAGGUUGUUUUAUCAGGGGAAAUAGGCUUGUUGUCGAUGGCACUUAUUUUUCUGUGACGCAGUUGUUACAGUUGGAGAAAGGUCAAACGUGUAGAAAGUCGAAUAGCGCACCAUCCACCCCUAUUCGAGUGCAGAACUUUAGCCCGGAGCGGAAGGCUGAACUUGCAGAGAGAACACCGGGUGAAUCAGAGACUUUUUUGGCUGAUGUGAAAAGAACCCGAAAGCCAAUUGCACCUGUGGCGUCUUCACCCUCUGAAGCAAUCCCCUCUGUUCCGGAUAUCAACUACAUUCCAAAUCGGGAAUUUCCACCCCCAGGAGGGGCAGGGGAGGGGGCAGUGAAGAAAGCCCAGAAGCCAGUUAGACACAUCAAGACACGCUUAAACUCAAAUCGGGAACCCUGA
Coccinella septempunctata (seven-spotted ladybird) is the source of this 909-nucleotide messenger RNA. RefSeq lists its product as uncharacterized. The coding region runs from base 1 to 909 and encodes 302 amino acids. The transcript has a single exon. The record is from RefSeq and is a predicted model, not a curated record. NCBI's taxonomy places the organism in Eukaryota, Metazoa, Arthropoda, Insecta, Coleoptera, Coccinellidae.